Messenger RNA from Calliphora vicina (urban bluebottle blowfly), 2596 nucleotides. It is a transcript of the gene Sec15, whose product is annotated as exocyst complex component Sec15. NCBI's taxonomy places the organism in Eukaryota, Metazoa, Arthropoda, Insecta, Diptera, Calliphoridae. The record is from RefSeq and is a predicted model, not a curated record. The transcript has 3 exons. The coding region runs from base 84 to 2357 and encodes 757 amino acids. Gene Ontology annotation, cellular component: exocyst; membrane. Gene Ontology annotation, biological process: Golgi to plasma membrane transport; exocytosis; intracellular protein transport.
UGUUUGCAACAACACAAUUUUCCGAUAAUAUAUUUUUAUCAAAUUGAAUUUUUCCUAAAUUAGUAAAAAAAAGUGAAUAGAAAAUGUCGAAAAUUACCGUACAGGAUAUAGAAGCAGUGGAUGAUUAUUGGGGACCUACAUUUCGAUCAAUUUUAGAAGGAAACAACAAGGAAUCAAUAUCGGAACAAUUGGAACAACGUAUACGCAGUCAUGAUAAAGAUAUCGAACGUAUUUGUAAUCUUUCCUAUCAGGGUUUCAUAGACUCUAUACAAGAGCUAUUGCAGGUGAGAACACAGGCCCACCAAUUGGCAACGGAAGUGCAAACUUUGGACAAAUCAUUGCAACAAAUUAGUGCAUCGCUAAUACAACAAGGUAAUGAUUUGGUAAAGGCACGACAAAUUGAAUCGAAUUUAGCCUCAGCCAUUGAUGCUCUACAAGAAUGUCUGCCGGCUUUGGAAUGUUACAUAAAAUUUUGCCAACAGGCUUCCAACAAACAAUACUAUCAGUCUUUGCGCACUUUGGAGACCUUGGAGUUACAACACUUGCCCAAAUUGCAAAGUUACAAAUUUGUCACUCAAAUGCGUCAUGCCAUACCAGUGAUUAAGGAGAACAUAAGACGUUCGGCAGAGGUAGAUUUUCGGGAAUUUUUGGAAAAUAUUCGAAGAUUUUCACCCAAAAUCGGCAAGGAGGCCAUUGAGCAUACGAAAAAGUUACAAAAACGUGAUAUUAACACUAUCAUUGAGGAUCAUAAGAAAUCUUUGAAGAACAAGGAGAAUGCCGUAGACGAGGAUAAUCUAUCGGCUCAAGAUUUAAUCGAUUUUUCACCCAUUUAUCGUUGUCUGCAUAUCUAUACGGUGCUGGGUCAGCGGGAGUACUUUGAAAAAGAUUAUCGCCAACAAAGACGUGAUCAAUCGAAAUUGGUAUUGCAACCUCCACCAGGCAUGCAUGACAAUUUAGAUGCUUAUAAAUUGUAUAUUUGUGCUAUUGUGGGUUUCUUUGUGGUGGAAGAUCAUGUUAAGAAUACUGCUGGCGAUGUUGUCACUACGGCAUAUUUAGAGGAAUUGUGGUCUUCUUCAUUGACAAAAUUUGUCAAUGAAAUAAGCAUGAGCUCUUCAUCUUGUACGGAUCCUAAUAUAUUGCUUAGGAUUAAGAAUUUGAUUAUGUUGUCUAUAAAUACUUUUAAGUGUUAUGGAUAUACGGUCAAUAUUUUGUGGGAGUUGCUGCAGAAUAUGCGGGAUCAUUAUAAUGAGGUUUUACUCCAACGUUGGGUUCAUGUUUUCCGCGACAUACUCGAUAGAGAACAAUUUCUUCCCAUGAUUGUGGAAAACCAAGAGGAAUACGAGUCAAUAAUCGAACGUUUUCCCUUUCACUCGGAACAAUUGGAAAAUGCACCAUUUCCCAAGAAAUUUCCUUUCUCACGCAUGGUACCCGAAGUUUAUCACCAGGCCAAGGAGUUCAUGUAUGCUUGCAUGAAAUUUGCCGAGGAUUUGACACUCUCACCCAAUGAAGUGGCAGCCAUGGUACGUAAGGCUGCAAAUCUUUUGCUAACUAGAAGUUUUAGCGGUUGUCUGUCUGUGGUUUUCCGCAAUCCCAGUGUAGCCUUGCCGCAGUUGAUACAGAUUAUUAUAGAUACUCAAUAUCUAGAAAAAGCCAGUCCAUUUUUAGAUGAAUUCGUUUGUCACAUGACCAAUACGGUGAGCAGUGUUACUCAGACACCCUCAGCCAUGUUUCAUGUGGCCCGCCAGGAUGCUGAAAGACAAGUGGGCAUACGUAUUUGCUCGAAAAUUGAUGAGUUCUUUGAACUCUCCGAAUAUGAAUGGUUGUUGGUGGAGCCGCCCGGCAAAGCCUCUGCUUAUAUCACCGACAUGAUUUCCUAUUUAUCCAGUACUUUUGAAAGUUUCUCCACCAAAUUGCCCUCCAUAGCUCAGACCGCCUGCCAUCGUACAUGCGAACAUAUGGCGGAAAGAAUCUGGUCUCUAUUGUUUGAUGAUGAGGUGAAACAAAUCUCUACGGGUGCUUUGCAACAAAUCAAUUUGGAUUUACUGCAAUGUGAAUUUUUCGCCGCCAAAGAACCAGUGCCCGGCUUAAAAGAGGGUGAACUUACUAAAUACUAUUUGAAAUGUCGCCAGCUGCUGGAUUUACUAACCAUGGAGGAAUGGGCCACCUACCUGCAUGACUAUGGCACCAAAGAAGAUCGCUAUCAUUUGGUUCAUCCCCAAUUUAUCAUUAUCAUAUUGGAGAAAAUCCGUGAGGCCGACAAGAAGACCAUGUUUUCGGGUUUGCGCAAAAAUGACAAAAAGAAAUUAUUGGAAACGGUUUUGAAACAAUUGAAACAUUUGGCCGAAAGACAAAAUUAGCUUUAAAAGGCUAGUUUUAUUUGAAAAAAAGAAAACAUUCCUUUGAAAGGAUUAUUAUUAUGAACAUAUUUUUCUAAAUAUAUAGUUUUUUUUAACAAUUGGUAUUAUUUUUAAUUUAACAAAAGAAAUUAUAAUUUAUUUUGUGCUACUAACUUUUACAAUUAUUUUAAGUUUUAUUAGGCAAUAUAUAAAAUGGCUUUAUAUUUAUGUGAAUAAAUAAAGGAAAUUAAAAUGUAUAA